UUAAUAAAAAAAAACAAAAGAAAAAAAAAUAAUUGUCUUGUUUAUGUUCUAUUAAUAAGAAAAUGACAAAAAAAUUACUAGUAUUAUGUCUGGUGCUAAUGUUUGCAUCAAGUGUGGUCUAUGAAGUGCAAGGGACUUUCUUAUUAAAGCUUUACUUGAGGAGGAAGUUUUUUCCCAGACGUUGUAUCGACUUUACCCCUUUUGCUGCCAAGGGUAUGUUGAUGCUCAUCAAGAACCUCCAAGGUGGAUGUCCUGCAACAAGAGAGUUCAAAGAGUUCUUUACAAGGUUCAAGUCUUAUAUUAGCUUCAUUAGCUCAGUAUCAUCCUCAUCCAAAAACGUUGAUACGGAGAUGGAUGGGAGAUGUGAAUUACUUACCAAGGCUUUGUCUGUACUGACUGGUAGUAAAAGCAGCCAAACAUCGGAAUUAAAAUCUACGAUGCUGUCAAUGGGAAAGACUUUGGUUGAGCAGAAGAGACAAGGUUCAAAAAUAAUGACAUUGAAGCAAAGGAAAGAAUUGGUUGUGGCUAUGGUGAAAUGGACUCGACUUGUUAUUACAAUUGUAAAGAGUGUUGCUGAGCAGGCAGGAAAGUCGAUUGACGAAUCAUCUUACGGUCUUGAUGUCGAUGUUAACUCUAGCGUUCGAAAAAGAACUGAUAAUGAUGAUGAUGAUGAUGAUGAUGAUGAUGAUGAUGAUGAUGAUGAUAAGGAAACCUCACCUAAAGGUAGAUCCCCACCUCAAAAUGAAUCCCCACCUCAAAGUGAAUCCCCACCACAAGGUGGAUCCUCACCUCAAAGUGAAUCCUCACCACAAGGUGGAUCCCCACCUCAAGGUGAAUCCCCACCACAAGGUGGAUCCUCACCUCAAAGUGAAUAUCCACCACAAAAAGGAUCCCCACCACAAGGUGGAUCCUCACCUCAAAAUGAAUACCCACCACAAGGAGGAUCCCCACCUCAAAGUGAAUCCCCACCACAAAGUGGAUCCCCACCUCAAAGUGAAUCCCCACCACAAGGUGGAUCCCCACCACAAGGAGGAUCCCCACCUCAAGGAGGAUCCCCACCUCAAAGUGGUUCCCCACCACAAGGUGAAUCCCCACCACAAGGAGGAUCCCUACCACAAGGUGGUUCCCCACCGCAAGGAGGUUCCCCACCGCAAGGAGGUUCCCCACCGCAAGGAGGUUCCCCGCCGCAAGGAGGUUCCCCGCCGCAAGGAGGAUCCCCACCUCAAAGUGGAUCCCCACCUCUAGAUGGAUCCUUACCACAAGGUGGAUAUGUUACUCCUAGCGUAGAUGCUUUAACGAAGAAAGAGUCUAACAGUCAAACUGGUACUUCUUCCAAUACAAAAGAGACCAACACUGGAAGUUCUGGUAGCACUCUCACAGAUACUACUGGUUCAACAUCAGGCAGUCCGAGUGGAAAUCCCACUCCCACCCCUUCUUCUUCAACUCCUGCAUCUGGCAAACCAUCUGAAAAGGAGAGCCCUAGUACAACUCUGGGCAGUCCUAGUGGAAGUACCACUCCCACCCCUUCUUCUUCAACUCCUGCUGAUGGUAAGACCCCUACUCAAAAGAAGGAAGAAUCCUAUAGCGGAAUUGCAAGCGGUGAAGGAAGUGAAGAAGAAUCCAACAGUGGAGGUGCUACUUCGCAAAAGAAAGAAUCCACGAGUCAAAGCUCAUCAGUGAAGGAGCUUGAGAGCCAAACUUCCUCAGAAGUCAUGUCUUUCAUUUCGAAUCUCGAGAAGAAGCAUAAAGACAACGCAGAACUCAAAGUCUUUUUCGACAAACUAAAGACUUCCAUGUCUGCUUCCUCAAAGCUUUCUGGCUCAAACACAAAAGACAUUGUCUCCGGGAUGAAAUCUGCUACUUCGAAACUAUCUGAGGCCAUGAUGUUCGUCCGUUCAAGGUUUAGCAAAUCCGAAGAGACCAAGUCCAGCAUGGAAAGUUCCCAACAAGAAGUAUUGAAGACUCUCAAGGAACUACAAGACAUCAAUAGCCAAAUCGUAAGUGGCAAGAAAGUUACAUCAACACAACAGACAAAGCUUAAGCAGACAAUCACCAAGUGGGAACAAGUCACAACCCAAUUCGUUGAGACUGCUGCUUCUUCAAGUUCAUCUUCAUCUUCAUCCCAGACCAGUGCAAAAAUGGCUCAGCAAAACUAAGUUAACAUACCUAACCAGCAUCAGUCAAACCCUAAAACAGCAAGAAAGACUAAAUAGUACCGCCAAAUAUUAUAUUUUAGUAGCUUACUAGAGAUUUUGUUUUUGGUCUUUUAAAUAAAACUAAGAUUGGUAUAGGCCAAGUGGCUAUCUAUAAACCAAUGUAUGUAAGUAAACAAAGAAAACGUUGUAAAAAAUAAAAAUAGAUUGUAAGCGCUCUGUAUUGUUAACAUACAUAAGUGAGUAAGACCCAUUU
Messenger RNA from Capsella rubella, 2409 nucleotides. RefSeq names its product polycystic kidney disease protein 1-like 3. The transcript has 3 exons. The record is from RefSeq and is a predicted model, not a curated record. Lineage: Eukaryota; Viridiplantae; Streptophyta; Magnoliopsida; Brassicales; Brassicaceae. The coding region runs from base 63 to 2156 and encodes 697 amino acids.